Akanthomyces muscarius is the source of this 1878-nucleotide messenger RNA. RefSeq lists its product as uncharacterized. Gene Ontology annotation, cellular component: NuA4 histone acetyltransferase complex; Swr1 complex. Gene Ontology annotation, biological process: chromatin remodeling; negative regulation of transcription by RNA polymerase II; DNA repair. NCBI's taxonomy places the organism in Eukaryota, Fungi, Ascomycota, Sordariomycetes, Hypocreales, Cordycipitaceae. Gene Ontology annotation, molecular function: transcription corepressor activity. The coding region runs from base 1 to 1878 and encodes 625 amino acids. The transcript has a single exon. The record is from RefSeq and is a predicted model, not a curated record.
AUGAGUUCCACAGACCUUCGCGACGUGCUCAACCUGCCAGAUGGUACGGCUGCGUCCCGCCCGGCCAAGAAGCAAAAAUUCUCGGCUUCGAGACCCAACCUCAAGGGCCUGGCGCGAGAAGUACACAAUCUCGGCGGCGACAACCCAAUCGCCAUCGUCCCCGAAGUCACGCAGUUCAAGAAGAGGCGCCUGGCGAACCGCAAACCUGCCGCACGAUGGGAGCUGCGCGAGUUUCGCAACUCGGCCCGAGACGACGCGAGCUUGAUUCUGCGGCACUGGAGGCGCAAGGAUACGAAGCAGGAGCCGGACGCAACAAUGACGGCCACGACAGACGAGCAGGGCGCGGCGACGGUUGAUGCUGCGCCAGCGGAUGGGUUGGAAGACUCGGCAUUUGCCAAAUAUAACGUGCGCGUAUCUGUGCCGCAGUACAGUGACGAUCAAUACCUUCAAAAUCUACAAAACGACGACUGGAGCCGCGAGGAGACCGACUACUUGAUAGGGCUGGCCCGCGACUUUGACCUCCGGUGGCCGCUUAUCUGGGAUCGGUACGAAUGGAGUCCUCCAGCGAUGAAUGGCGAGGAGGGCGCAGACGGCGACGAGAGCAAAGCGGUGGUGCCGACGGCGCGCGCUCGCGCGCUGGAGGACCUCAAGGCGCGGUACUACGAAGUUGCGGCCAAGAUGAUGGCGGUCAACAAGCCGGUGCAAUACAUGACGCAGCCAGAGUAUGCCCUGCACGAGCUCAUGACGCACUACAACCCCCAGCAAGAAAAGGCGCGCAAGGAAUUUGCCAUCAACUCGCUAUUACGUUCGCGCGAAGAGGCUCGCGAGGAGGAGUCUCUUCUGAUGGAGAUUAAGCGAAUCUUGGCUCGAAGCGAAAAGUUCAACGAAGAACGCAGGGAGCUCUACAACAGGCUUGAUUACCCCCAUGCCGAGACUGACAUUAGUACGUUCAAGUCGUCGGCUGGCCUGCAGACACUGCUGCAAAACCUUAUGAGCGUCGACAAGUCCAAGAAGCGCAAGUCCAUCAUGGGCGCAGAAGGUGUCAGCCCUGCGCAAGGAACGCCUCAAGCUGCCGCCCAAGAAUCAACAGGCAAAAAGGAGGCUGCCUCUGCUGCUGCUGCCACCAACAACAACCGCGAAUCGAGCGGGCCCGUGUCAACACCUACCGCUGCGGGCAAGAAGACGCCACAGCAGGCGCACGAGCGCCGGAAGCUGUCGGACCAGGAAGAAGCCAUCUACGGUGUCUCGCACCACGACCGGUUGGGGUCCGGGCCUACGUUCCGCACGGAAAAGAUCAACAAGCUCUUCUCACACAAGUCCAACCAGCAGCAGCUGCGCAUCACCAACACGCUCAACGAGCUCGACGUGCCCAACAAGCUGGCCAUGCCCACCACGGCCACUACGCAGCAGUUCGAGGCGUUGCUGGCCGCCGUCAACGGCCUGUUGGAUGCUCGCAAGGUGUCGGACAAGCUUGAGGCUGAAAUCAAGAUUGAAGAGGCCAAGAAGGCGGAGCGAGAAAAGGCCCUCGGUGGACCCGACGACGCGGCGGCCGAGGAAGAUGCGACGGCCGCCGCCGCUGCUGCUGAAGGAGAGGAUGCGGACAAGAAGAUGGAGGAAAAGGCGGAGGCAGACGCAGAUGCCAGCAAGGUCGACGACGACAACGACGACGAUGGCGACGCCACUGCUGCUGCCACGAUAGAAGAGCAGGAGGCGGAGGCGGCCAAGGCAGAGGAUGCAGCGGAAGAAGCCGAGGACGACAAGCCAGCAGGAACGGAAAAGCCGUCGCGGCUGGGCAGCACAGGUCCUUUGUCACAUAAACGAAGCGCCAGUGUGCUCAGUACGACGAGUGACAAGAGCUCCAAGCGGCAGAAGAAAUAA